UCUCGGCCCCGCCGCUCCGCGGCCCCGGCACGAUGGUUCCGCGGGGGGCGGCGACAGCGCGGGGGGAGCGCGGCCCCUUUAAGAGCGGCGCCGCCAUGAUCUGCCUGGUGCUGGGGCUSUUCGCCGGCCUCUUCCACAGCGCCUUCAGYGGGGUCAAUGAACGCACCUUCGUGGCCAUCAAGCCGGACGGCGUCCAGCGGCGCCUGGUCGGGGAGAUCAUCCGGCGCUUCGAGAGGAAGGGGCUGCAGCUGGUGGGGAUGAAGCUGCUGCAGGCCUCGGAGGAGCUGCUGAAGGAGCACUACAUCGCCCUCCGGGACCGUCCCUUCUACGGCCGCCUAGUGAAGUACAUGAGCUCCGGGCCCAUCGUGGCCAUGGUCUGGCAGGGCCUGGAUGUGGUGAAGACAGUUCGCACCAUGAUCGGGGAGACCAAYCCGGCUGAAUCCAAGCCUGGCACCAUCCGAGGGGACUUCUGCGUUGAAGUCAGCAAGAAUGUGAUCCAUGGCAGUGACUCGGUGGAGAGUGCCCAGCAGGAGAUCUCRCUGUGGUUCCGCCCGGAGGAGCUGCCGUGCUGGGAGGACACAGCUGCACACUGGAUCUACGAGUGAGGAGGAAUCCCAAGGGAAGUGCAUCUUCCUGCUGGGGCACAGGACAUUUCCAUCCAUUUCAUGGCAGCUGCUGGGGCUGGCUGCAGAUCCUGCUGUGGGAUUCCUGUUCUGCCUGGGGGAUCCUGAGAGCUGGGCUGUGUGUGGAACUCUGUGGUUCAGCUCCUGCCAAGAGCAGCUGUUUCUUUUUUUUCUCUCUCUGCUCUAGUAGGUAGUUGGUAUUAUUGCUCUGUUUGCUGCAGCAUCUUAAGUCCCUAGUAGCCUGAACUGAUUCACUGAAGUAAAACUUGGCCUUUUGGCCCAUUCCUGGGUGUUCCCAUCCCUGCCUGGAGCAGGAGAAUGGGAGCACUUCUCUCUGCUGUGAGAGAAGUGCUGGUAACUACAAGGUGAUGGGCUUGACAAUUUACCUGCAUUUCUAMAAGGCUUUUCACCAAAAGCUUUUAAAGAAUUGGGCUGCUGUUGGAUAAGGGGGCAAAUUCUCAUUUUAGUUCAGGGACAAGGAAUGAAGGAUGGGACAAUCUUUCCCUUGGGGGAAGCUCUGCGUGCUGGGGCUGGCACAAGUUCACCCAGAUGAGCAAGUCCAUGGAAGGGAGAUUGUCCAAAYGCUGUUAAACGCACAGUUCUGCUGGCUCUGGUUCCUGCUCUGUGGGUGCUGGGAGUGGGAAGCAGCUCCUCCAGGUGCUGAGAGAGGGAACAGCUCCUCCAGGUCUGCUCUGGUUCUCUGGGGCUGCACUGGCUCAACCUGACAGCCUUGGUCCCACACUGUCCCUCCGUGGUGACUGACAUGGAACAGCAGCACUGGGGAACCCGCAGGAAUGGAAGGGGGAGAGGGAGGCAGGGAAGGAUUUAUGGAUCUGAGGCUCGGGAAUGACUGUUUAGAAGAGCAUUUAGUCCUCUCUUGUGCACAACACAGGCUCUGGAGUCCUGACACUGAGCUCGGGGAGAUCCUGAGUUCUUCCUUGUCUGACAGUGGAGCUUUCCUGCUGGGAAAUCGGGAAACCAGUUUGUAAUGGGCUGGACACCACCUGUGAGCUGUCCCUGGGCCACCCAGCUCCUCAGAGCUGUGCUGUGUCUGAGCUCCCUGUGCAGCCUCACCAGARCAUAAGGACAGGGACAGCAACAUGGCAUUGUGCCAUAGAACAGGGACACAGUUAAACUGAGGGAACAAGAUCCCUGGGAUUUUCCCAUGAGUAGGGUGAGUUUUACCUGUGCCCCAAAAGCCUGUCCCUCUGGGUCCUCAGCUUUGUAGGUGUUGGGGAAUGAGGGCAGAGUAAAGUGGUGCCUACUUCUACUCCGGGCUGGCCCCAUGGUGGUGGGGCAGGGGUGGGGGUCUCCCUCCAGUGCUUUCUUCAGUUGCCUCAGCCAGGGCUCCUACUGCCUUGGGGCCUUCUCCAGGCACCUGUGUCCAGCUCUUAAAUAACUGACAGAUCCUAUUUGUUCCUGGAACUUGUCCACUUGGCUGAACUUUGAGUCUGGCUACAGCAGGGCUGCAGGAGAUGCUGGUGAAGCGAAGACCAAGGUGUGAAGUGAGUGGGAGGAAGGUUAAAUUUAUUUUUUAAUAGAUGCAGUGAGAAGAGCUCUUGGCUCCAAGAGCUGCCAGCUGUGACACAGGAAAAUUGUGGAGAAAUACCUGAGAUUCAUCUUCUGCCAUUGCCUCUUYCUCUGCCUCCUGCCUCUUUUCCCUGUCUACAUGGAAAGGAUUUGAGAUGCCCUCCCAGUUUCAAAUAACAGACCUGACUCAUCACAAUCAAAGUCCUCUCCCCUCACUGUGUGUGUAGGUUUGGUGUCUGCCAUGACCUCGUCCCGCUGUGGGGCACAACGGAGCAGCAGCUGUAGGGAAAGGAGCCCCACAGCCCCACUGCUGGGAGCAGGUACAAGAGCUGAGCUGUGGCUGGUCUUCCUCGRGCCCCUGGGGACUUYUAAUUGCUCUGCAUGUUGGUUCCUGCUGCUUCUCCUCUGUCCAAAACUGUGUUAAACUGUAAUAAUAAAAGUAGAAGCUGUC
This is a messenger RNA of Malurus melanocephalus (red-backed fairy wren), 2604 nucleotides long. It is a transcript of the gene NME3, whose product is annotated as NME/NM23 nucleoside diphosphate kinase 3. Bases 33 to 605 code for a protein of 190 amino acids. NCBI's taxonomy places the organism in Eukaryota, Metazoa, Chordata, Aves, Passeriformes, Maluridae. Gene Ontology annotation, molecular function: nucleoside diphosphate kinase activity. The record is from RefSeq and is a predicted model, not a curated record. The transcript is spliced from 5 exons. Gene Ontology annotation, biological process: CTP biosynthetic process; GTP biosynthetic process; UTP biosynthetic process.